Messenger RNA from Ilex paraguariensis (yerba mate), 298 nucleotides. Lineage: Eukaryota; Viridiplantae; Streptophyta; Magnoliopsida; Aquifoliales; Aquifoliaceae. The record is from the annotation of a GenBank genome assembly.
AUGUUGUGGGCCGCGACAGCGGUCGCAGCUGAGGAUGCUAAAAAUUCACAAGUGUUGAACUCGACACCAAUUGGAGAGGAUACUUCCUCGGCCCCUACUAUAGGGGCUUCUACUGCUGUUCUUUCCUCUGUUCCUCAUGUUCCUCGGGCUGACGCUUUAGUUGUCCCUCUUUCUACUCCUCCUGCUCCCCAAACAGACACCCCUGUCGCACCUGCUACCGUGGUGCCGCCUCUUGGCAAUGCUAAUACCCUAUUUGCCAGCAUUGAUGAACUAUUCGGGGAUGUUGGAGGGACCAUCG